AUGGCUGUGGAGCACAUGGCUCCUGGGUGGAUAUCUCACGAUCAAGGUGCUGCGCAGCUCCUCAGGUACCUGAAACAACAAGUGAGAGCUCCGACCCUUGCAGAGGCGGGAAGAACCAUGGCCAAGUUCUUCUAUGGCAUCAAGCGUCGUCGUGGUGAAGGGAUGAAUGCCUGGAUUGUUCGACAUGAUGAGGCCCUCCUUGAGGCAGAGAGGACCUUGGCUGAAGCAAUCCAAGAAUACGGACCUGGAAUGCAGCCGGCUCCACCCGUAUGGGAUUCAUCCUGGAAGGCUCAGGGCUCAAAGCAAGGUGGCUCUAGUCGAGCCAGUGCAGGAAGCCGGGCAUCAGAUCGAGAGCAAGACCUUCGAGGUACCGAAGCGGCCGCCUCAGCAACUGCCUCAGGAAAGGUCACGGUAGAGGAGAACCUUGAAGAAGAAUCUCCUGAGUGGGAGAUACGCUCCUGGAAUACCGAGCAGUGGUAUGGAUGGCAGCGUUCUUGGUGGAGCUCGCGUCCUUCCCAGCCAUGGGGCUGGGAGUAUGGAUCCCAGCCAGAAGGAUAUUGGGGAGCGGGAACUUCACACUAUGGAGGUAGUCACGCAUCAUGGGAUGCGUCUACUGCUGCCUCUGCACAGGCAGAUCGCUUCCUGCCAGAUUUUGUGAUCGCAUGGCUGCUUCUUCAAAGAUCCGGCUUGGAUGCAUCUGAAAGGAGUGUGUUGGUGGCAAACCUCAAGAACGACUUCAGUGUACAGAAGGUGAAGGAGGCACUACGGCUUACUUGGCCAGAUGAAAAGCUGACGCGCCGGGACGAGUCAGUGGAGGACCUGCAUCCUGGAAGCUGGGAGGACCCAGAGGACGAGCAAGCAUAUCAAGCUCUGGCUGAGGAUGGCCAAGAGGCGCUUGCGGCAAUCCAUGACACCAAGCGCACCUUGAAGGAUGCCCGUGAGAAGCAGGCCCAGCUGAGGCGCAACCGGCGUUUCUACCCCUCCAAGGGCGGGGGCAAGGGCCGAAGUGGGGAUCGACCGCCCAAAGUGCCCCCUCAACUCAAGCCCCAGAUAGCCUGGGAGUACGCAUUUGGUGAUUUUCAAGCCCUCAAAGUGCCAAAAUGUGUCCCAGCUGCGUUCCCUCCAUUCAAGGCCAAAAUGUGGCUGUCCUGGGAUGUCGUGCGCGUGAACCUUCGUGCGACCCUCCGCCUCCUUGAACGGCAACUUCACCAAGGCGGUCGCCGUGCACUCGUGUCUGGCGUUGCUACUGGUUGCUCCGCCAGCGAUGAUGGCUUUUCCUUCCUGGAUGAUGGUGUUCAACGCCAGGAGGUUCUGCUCAUCGGUCUGGGCCGCUGCCAGUACUUGAGCUUCCUUUGUCUCAUGCCAUGGUGA
Molecule: messenger RNA, 1371 nt
Organism: Symbiodinium pilosum
Lineage: Eukaryota; Dinophyceae; Suessiales; Symbiodiniaceae
Source: the annotation of a GenBank genome assembly